AUGUCUCUUAUGAAGGGGAAGAGUACUAGGUCGAAAUCCAGGAGCCCGGCACCCCCUUCUCCUGCUUUCAACGAGCAGAGACAACCUCGUUUUUUCCCGCCGUCUUACUAUGCCGCUGCUGCUGGUCUGCAAGGGCAUCCGGAGCACUCUCUUCCGCGCGAAUAUGGUACUCAAGAUACUUCAGCUCAGGGUGCUCAGAUUGCGGUGGACUAUCCGUAUGACUCUUCCUCGGACUCGGGCACACGAGGCUUCACUGGCACUGGCAAUCGUCGCAGUAGCAUCUCAAGUAAGAAGUCGUUUCAGUCUUCCUCCAGUGGGAACAGCGACCGUUCCCAUAGGCGACAGACGCAACUGGAGAGCUUAGAGGCGCAGUUGCUACCGUCUCUUCGAGAUACGAUUGAUAGGAUGACACACCCCGCUGCACCUGCUUCUCCCCGCCCAGCGUCUGUAGUAUCACCACGGACGCCGGGUACACCAGCUAGAAAUCACCAUCCACCCGCGGAACGCGCCGAUGUUAGGUCGCCUUCCGUUCCGAAGACCCCCCAAAACAUCUCGUCUCCGUCUAUGACGCCUAGGGUCCCAAGGACUCCUCGCGAUGGAGCUGUAUCUUCCGGGCUAACGCCUAAGUCUACACAUAGGUCGAUUCUGAAGUCAACGCCGGAUCUUCGCUCCUUGGCUCUGAAUUCGCCUGUUACUCCUGCUUCGCCGUUCAAAGGUACUGCUGAAACCCCUACCACUAAGUCUCUUCGAUCAGCGCGAAGCAUAGUUACUCGUACUAGGCAAACUGUCGAUCCCGUCUUUAGUUCUGCAAGCCCCCAUUCAAUCGGGAACCUUGGUCCUCUCCGCGACGCUUUGGCUGAGGCCGAGAACCCGUCUGCACAAGCGUCGGAACCGGGUUCCCGCUCUCGGGGGUUACCCUCAUCUGCCGUGGACAGUCCUACCCGCCAGCGGUCAUCCUCGCGGAUGUACGUGGGAGCUCUGAAUUCCCACUUGCCUCGUCGCCUCGCAGAACCACCCUUGCCCACUGACAAGCGCCGACUAAAUCUUAUCGGGGAGAAGACAACCGUCGUCUCGUCCUCGUCUUCGGAAAUGGAGUACGAUGCGGACUGCAGGAAUAGCAGAGUGCUCAUUGUAGCCAACGCGAAUGUCAUGCCUUCCUCUAGCGAGAGCGAAGGCGAAAAGUCAUCGUCCAGUAAGAAGUCGAAUGGAGCGUCUCGGCUUCCUGUUUUCUCCGCGCGGAAAGCUGCUUGGUCGUCUCGCAAGCAAGCUGACGAUGUUUCGAGAUCUCCGCGGCGACUCCCUAUUGGACUGGGCAUAGAAAUUGGGAACGUGCGACGCAGCGAUGACAGGAUGGCGCAAGACAAAGGCAAUUCCGAAUGGUAUUCCCGCCAAGCCCAGGACCAUACGGAGGACGAAGACGAUUUGAGUGUCUACGAAGAUGAUCCAGAAGAACAUCGCCGCGACGAUGGGGUUACUGACGACGACGAGGAACUCCGCCGGAAGCGUCAAGCAGAACUGGUGAACAUGGUGGAUGGCCUCACGUCUGCUGGAACUCUGGCUGGUCUCGGGAACGCUAUGUUGCAGAGUGCGAGUGCUAGUGGAACAUCCGGUAGCUGGCAUGGCGGGAUCGCACUCAGCGGAUCCGAGGGAUUUGCGCCGCCCCUAGGGCACUCUAUCUCGUCCGACGAAGAAGGCCUUAGGGAAACGAUCAUGAACAAACUCGACGAUAGCGGAGAUGAUAACGUUUCUAAUUCCGACUAUUCUGAUGAGGAAGAACCGCCUUCCUGUGACCAUACUGCGGGCUCACUUGUCGAAGAAGAGCGCCCUCCGUGGUCAACGCCCAGAAGUAAUCGUCCAGGGACACAGCCAGUCCACGAUGACGCCUCUGGUCGUCCAGCAGGUCUCGUGCGCACCAAUACGGUCAAGCCCUCGCGUCCCUUACGGCCACUUUCUAUGCCCACUGCCCCGAAGCGACCAGCAAGGCCUGAGGAGCCUGUGUAUCGUCCUGUUGAGCAGGAGCCCAGAGGUCUAAGUUCACCAGGAGCUUCCGGUAGAGCUGGUGGCCCUGGAUCCACUACGCCUAAGCAUUCCCCAAGGCCAUCUGCAUACCGACAUAGCGUAGCUGCUAGUAGUCCAUCCGGGCGAUACUCAGGCUUCGUGGCCAAGGAGGAUCCUACGAUCACACCCGAGGGGAUCCAUACUCGUUCCCGCACGGCUUCAAACAUGGGUCAGGAACUGACGGAGGCUCGCAGAAAUAGUCGCAGGGAACACGAGUUCCGGCAUGUAUCUACUGAGAUCACCAAGUCGGAUAGCUACAGUUCUUCGGUUGGGGAGGAUCAUCGUUGGCGAGAACAGAGUAAUGGUUUCAGUCAUGGCGCUGAGGCAUUGUUCCAUCGACUACAGCAUGUUAGGAAUCAGUCGCGGUCUGAAUCCGGGAGACCAAGGAGUGCCUCGACCGGGCAUCGCUCGUCCGCUUGUAACGUCCGCAUCCAGUCAUCUGCGAGAGUUGAGACGAGGCAGUCUGCUGAUCAAGCAGACGUGAGUAAGGUUGACUUUUAUAGACCAGGCGAUGAAGUAGACAUUCGUCGCGAGGUUAUCCUCAGCGACUUACGGAACUCGGAGGAGGCUUUCCUCGACCUUGUCCGCCCGAUAGUGACAUUCUUCGUUCAACCACUUCGGAAUCACAGUAGUAGGUCUUGGGUGCAGGGCGUGCCAACCGAAGUUGCUCCAUUUUUCGACUGGUUUGAAGAUAUCGUCAAUCUGCAUACCCAGUUCUUGGGUAUCCUACGGUCGCUCGAAGAGAGUAGGAGCAAUGGUUUGCAAAGAAUGUGCCAGACAAUCCUUCGGUUUGUGCCGAAAUUGGAGAUUUACCAACCGUACCUAGCUCAAGUUGAAUCAGCCGUCUCUCUCAUAGAUAGAAUGGCCCACGAUAGGGGAAAUGAUUUUGGCGUAUUCAUUCGCAUGCAGCGUAAACAUGCUGGGCUCAGUACUUCCUCUUUCAAGAAGACGAUAUUCAAGCCUAGAGAACGCCUGCAUACUUACAUCGGGGAUUUUCAGCGACUGCUCCAAGCGACUCCGAAAGGCCACUCGGACUACUUACCUGCCUUUUCGCUUUAUAACUCUAUCCAGAUGAUCAUCCAGGUUAUGUUGGAGGUGAAGGCCAGAGAAGACGAGUACUGCCAAGUCAAAGCUCUACUUGCGCAAAUUGACGGGAUUCCUUCGGGCACGUCGCUGGUCAAACGAGAACGCAGGUUGCUUGCCCAUGGUUCGUUGGUUGUGGUUCAACGACACGAUAUCAACUCUUGUGGGGAUAUUGGGGUUAGGCCACCAGAUGACCUGAGCGUCAACCAUAUCACUGCUGACGCUGGUGCUAAGCCACCAAGGGAUGCCUCCCUACGACAGUCACGCCUGGGCAACGCUGUGCUAGAAUGGGAUAGAAGACGUUCGCGCUCGCGAUCUGUGGACUCGGCUGCUUCCUCUAUGGUGUCUUUCGGCUCUCGGGACUCCAUCUCUUCUGGAUUGACUGCUCCUGUGAGUUCGUCAGGCAGCUAUUCGGAGUCGCACACUUUGUUCUCUCCGUCUCCGGCGAAGGCCAGAAACAGUGGUGAUCAAGAGAAGAAAGACAUGGCGUAUUCUAAAGACUCAGGCGAGGCGAGGCAUAACAAGCUCGAGGGCUCUGAUACUGUUCUAGCGCUCGUCUUCACUGACUUGCUGGUCUUGGCGAAAACUGCGGGCGACCGGAAUCUCUUGGACCCUCCCGGGACGGUGAAUCAUUGGCUAUUGCUCCCUGACGUAGGGGUGACAAGAAUACUCGAUGUAGUCAACCCCACCGAUGACAAUGGGAAUAUCACGCUUGAUUUACUCACUGUGGACGUCAAACAGCUAGAAACAGGCGAGAUCUCGGACGACACAUCUGUGCUUACACUUUGUCUGGCUUUACCGGAGAAGCAAUACUCGAUUGACCGGCAAAAGCGAUGGCUCAGCUCUCUUCGUCAAUCUUCCAGGCAUACUUUGCGCUCCUUCUCAUUCCCCAGUCACUCUGGCAAGUACCUGGGUCACGGGUCUAGCGUGGAUCUGGAGACCGACACACGGCAAGCUGUCCUGUCGAUCCUAGCCUCGGGGCUCCCAAUUCCAAAAAGUCCAUCGAUACAGCUCCAAGAAUUUCCCUCCUUGCAAGGCGUUUCUCUGGACAAUGUAGAACGCGAAGGACGGGGAUGGUGGGCCCUGCGCUACCAGCAAAUCUUCCGUGAGAUGCAACGCAUGGACUUGUCUUCUGUUGAAUGUGGUUUGCAACAUGGGCCGCCGUACGCGUGA
Gloeophyllum trabeum ATCC 11539 is the source of this 4314-nucleotide messenger RNA. RefSeq lists its product as uncharacterized. The transcript has 5 exons. The coding region runs from base 1 to 4314 and encodes 1437 amino acids. Gene Ontology annotation, molecular function: guanyl-nucleotide exchange factor activity. Lineage: Eukaryota; Fungi; Basidiomycota; Agaricomycetes; Gloeophyllales; Gloeophyllaceae. The record is from RefSeq and is a predicted model, not a curated record.